AUGCCUGGGGAGCAGCCCCGCAGAGCGCCGCGCGCAGCCAUGACCCGAGACCUGCAGCCCUGCCCAGGGGCCGGGGGCACAGGGGGCCCCUCCCGGCCCCCCAGUGAGGACGGCGUCCCAGCCAGCAGGACCGCUAAGGCCACAGGCUGCGAGGCCCAGGCUGGGGGGCCUCCAGAAACCCAGCAGUGGCAUGCCGGGCCGGGGGAGCCCAAGGCCUCACUCCCAAGAACCCCGUCCCUGAGCAGCGUCCCGGGGGAGGGAGGCGGCCCCCGGGCCCCGCCAGGGAGGAGCCGCACGCAGGCCAGCAGCGCGGACGGGAGCCCCCAGCAGCUCUACACUCGGAACCUCUCCGGCUCCCGGGCCAGACCCGCUCUGGACAUGACUCCCGAGGGCCCACCGUGCAAGGACCCCGGGGCCCCCGAGGCAGAGGCCCCAGAAGAGCUCAGUUUCCAAAGGUGCUUCCAGGAGGCCCCCUCCAGCUUUACCUCCACCAACUAUACCUCACCGAACACCGCCUCCGGGCCCCCGCCCCUCAGGGCCCCCCCGGGCAGCGGCGCCAGCCCCAGCCCGCCAGCCCCCUACUCGGAACCCCCGGGCGGCGGGGCCGACGCCUGGCCUCCCGCUGUUGACAACAGCUUCCCAGGUGCUAGAUUCGGGGUCCCUUCUUCCAAACCGGAGCCUUUUCCUGAAGGGGACAGCCCCGGGGUGGCCUCCUUCCAGUACCCCUUCCCGGCUCUGCGUGGGGCCGGCCCGAAACCCUUCCCCGAGGGCACGGCCCGGCCCGAGUUCGCAGAGAGACCGCUGGUGUUUGCCUUCCGUCAGUCCCGGGGAGCAUGGCCGGAGGAGGCGCUGAGCCCCGGCUCAGCCUUCCCCCUGCCCAGCCAGCCCGCUCCCCAGCCCCCGCCCUGCUACCCGGGGCAGCCCGGCCUCGACCCUCCUGGUGACCUCGGCUGUGCUACCCCACAGCCCGGUGCUGCUCACCCGGCCCCCAGCCCCUUCUCGGAGAGCACAGCCACCUUUCCGGACAGUUUACACAAGAGCCUGACCAAAGCACUCCCUGAGAGGCCGCCUUCGGCCCACGAGGGGCUGGCGAGCCCCAGGGGACCCCCGAACUCUCUGCCACAGAGGCACUUUCCUGGGCAGGCCUACGGGAGCCCCGGAGCCAGCGGAGUGAGCUCCAGCCCCGGGUCUCUGGACACGGAGCUGGGCGCCCCGGGGCCUCUGCCCACCAGACUGCCCCCGCUGUGGGACCCUGCCGCCGCCCCUUACCCCACGCCUCCCCUGGGGCCCCCAGCCACGGCCAGGAAUGCAUUCUUUGAAGGCCAGCCCGGCCUAGGCCAGUGCCUUGGCCUCCCCCAGACUCCCCCUCUGCCCUGGCCCCAGGUACUCCCAGCCGCCGGGCCCAGCCCCCACCGAGUGGAGGUGCUGAGCCGGCUGCCUUUCCCCCAGGGGGGCCCAGAGUGGCCGGGGGGCGGCCAGGGAGCCCCGGGCGCUGCCGUGGGCAAGACGGCGGGGCCGGGGGAGAAGCUGGCGGUGCUGAGAAGCAGCCCAGGCCAGCGCGGCGGCUCCCCCGGGCUCUUCCCCUACAAUGGGCUGAAGGACCCCGCAGCCCAGCCCCUGUUCUUCGCCGUGGCCCAGCCCCAGGUCUCCCCCCGGGCGACACCCUGCCUGCCCCCUCCCAGGGUGGUGGGCGCCUCUCCCUGCCAGUCCCCGCUGCCCUCGCCCGCCGCCAACACGGCCAGCAGCAGCUCCUGCUCGUCGCUGUCCCCCCUGCCUAGCAGCCCGGCCAACCCCAGCUCAGAAGAGAGCCAGCUCCCCGGCCCCCUUGGGCCUUCCGCCUUCUUCCACCCACCCCCUCAUGCCCAGGAGACCGGCAGCCCCUACCCGUCCCCCGAGCCCCCCCACACUGUCCCCAUUCACUACCAACCCGAGUGCCUCAGAGCCUUCCCUUUCCCCACAGACGGGCUGGGGGCCGAGGGCACCUUCAAAUGCCUGGAGGAGACCCCGUUCCCCAGCGCGGGCCCUGAGGGCGGCGGCAGAGGGCUGGAGGGCUUCCCCCGGGAGCCACCCCCCUACCCCGCCCACCACUUCCCCCUCAGCAGUGCCAGCCUGGACCAGCUGGAUGUGCUGCUCACGUGCCGGCAGUGCGACCAGAACUACGGCAGCCUGGCCGCCUUCCUGGGACACCGGCAGUUCUGCAGCGCGCUCCUGGCCAGGGCCAAGGACGGCCCCCGGCAGCCCCCCGGGGCCCCCGCCGACCCUGGCCUGCUCGGCCCCACCAAGGCGGCCCCCUUCCUGCCCACCGGGGACGUCCGGGCUGACGGCAAAGACGACCCCCUGAGGACCAGUUUCCUGCCGGGCCUGGCUGCUGCCCCCUUCCCGCUCCCGGCGGGGGGCCUGGACCCCGAGGACGACGCCAAGCUGGACAGUCUCAUCACCGAGGCGCUCAACGGCCUGGGGUACCAGUCGGACACCCCCGAGAUCGACAGCAGCUUCAUCGACGUCUUUGCUGACGAGGAGCCUUCGGGGCCCAGAGGCCCUGGUGCUGGGCAGCCCCCCAGGACCAGGGUGGGGACGGCACCAGAGAGUAAGGCCCAGGCCCCGCUCCCAGCCGGGGCCACCCCGCCAGAGCCCCCGGGCCCCCCGCCCGGGAGCAGGAGCCCCCUGACCCGCAGCAGACCCCAAACCCGCUCCCUGGGCCCAGCGCCUGCGGACGCCGAUGGGGCCGGCCCGGCUCAGCACAGGAGAGGGAAGCGGUUUAAGCUGUUCCAGAAGGGCCUGGACACAGCCAGCACCACCAAGGGCCGCAAGGGCCCCAGAGCCACUCGCCCGAGGCCGAGGAGGAAAGGCCACAGGGCUGAGCCGUCCCUGCUGCGCCUCCGGGACCUCAGGACCCAGGCCCCUGAGAGCCAGGGAGCCCCGGCCAGACAGGCCCUGCCCGCCGACACCAGGAGCUCCCAGCGCCUCCGGCGCUCCCCCGGGAAGGCCUCCAGGCGGAGGCAGCUGCGGGGCGGAACCUGGAGCAAGGAGCUCAUCCACAAGAUCGUCCUGCAGAAGAACAAGCACCCCGGGGGGCAGGGGCAGGGCGGGCGCUGCCCCCCGGGGUCCUCGGGGACGGCACCCAGCAGCGCCGCGGCCGGGCCCCAAGGGCUCACGUGCGCCUCAGAGUCGGAGUCGGAGGACGGCUCGCGGCCACGGGGCUCCCGCCUCAGAGGCCGGCCCCGCCACGGCUGCCGGCGGUGGCGCCGGGGCACCAGGCAGAAGGAAGGGGAGGUGGCCCUGGGUCCCCAGGAGGAUCCAGGGCGGCGGAAACCCAGGCCGGAGGCCACAGAGGGCGGGGGCUCCCCAAGCCCAGGCCCCGAGCAGGGAGGCCCCGAGCACCUGCUGCAGGCUCCCGCCAGCGCCGACGCCCCCGAGGACUGUCCAGCACCAGAUGUCCCCCGAGACAGCAAGAGCCCUGAACCCGCUGAGAGGCUCCCCUUGGACGGCCUGAAAGUUCCCGGAGACGUUCCGAGCUCCUCUCCAGCCCCUUGUGCGAGAGGAAGCCCCUGCCCUCCAGCCCCAGCGCGGCCAGAGCCCGGCAGAGGGGACCCCCGGGGGUGCCGUGGGAGCCCACCAGCCGCGGGCACAAGCAGUCUGCCGGGCACUGCCCGGUGCACGGAGCCGCCCAUCUCCCGGGACGAAGAGGACCCCCCUGCCUACCCACCAGGGGAACUGCUGGUGCCCGUCGCCAGCACCGCCGACGCCGCCUACCUUGAAUCUGGCGUCCUGUUUUUGAAGACCUCUGAUCUUGGUUGUGACUCUGCUCCUUUUAACAGAGACUCUGUGGGGGUUCCCUUUGCCCAGAAGAGACCCCAGCCCUACAACAGCCCCCCCAGCAAAUUGUUCCUUGGACCCAAAGACCUGCCCGGCUGUUUCCAAGAAGACCUGUACUCCAAGCCCUUAGAACCAGACGCUCUGCCUGCUAGCGGCGGGCGCCUUCCCCAGGAGGCUGUGGGCCCCGGUUCCCUGGAGCCAAAACCACCCAGGAGUCCACCCUACACCAUCCGAGGGGGCCCAGGUGGGCCUGAAUCGCCACCGCUGACCUUGGAGGCCACACCCCUCUUCUCGGGGCUGCCUGUGGACAGAUUUGAGCCGCCAAUCUACAGCAGCCUGCCCGGAAGCGGAGACACACACCCAUCGCUGGCAUGUGCCCCCCCUCCGCCAAGGAAACCCCAGUUAGAGCCGCCAUACUCCCCUUUCCUGCCCGACAAGGGCUGGUCCCUGCUGGAGGGGUGCCCCGUGCUGGCCAGCCAUCUUCCUGACCUCCUGGGGGAGAAGGCAUUCAGCGGGAAAUGCCCCGGUGACGUGACAGAGGCCGCCAGCCCCCCACCUCCGCCCGGCAAGGUCAGCGAAUGUGGCGUCCCUUUCACGGGCAGCCUGUCCGAAGAUGAACUCGAAAUCAAAAGACUGGUGGCCGAAUUGGAAAGUCAGCUACAGAGUAAAGGUGCGCACGAGGCCCCAGAGCUGCUGUGUGUGGCUGGGCACGCGGGCAGGACGCACGCGGGCGCAGGGCCCCCCCUGCCCUCCCCCCCGGCCACCUCGACCCCCAGGGACGCCGAGGCCGACCUCACCGGUCUUGGGGAAUUGAGUCCAUGCUCAGAAGGGACAGGAACCGCAGUGGCCGCCACGGAAGGGACGCCAAGGAGCAUCCGGGAGUGGCCCUCAUCUCACCCGGGAGAAGCAGCCCUCUCCCCCGGUGCGCGUGCAGACGUGGCAUCCGGGGCUCCCGUGAGCCUCGGUGGGGCCGACAGCAGCGUCCGAGCUGUGCAGACAGCCAGCGUCUCCGAGACAGGGCCCCCCACGGCAGCAGGGGACUGCGGGGUCCACCCGGAAGUCUGGCUGGCUGGCUCUAGAGAGCCAUUCAAACCUCCACUGGACGUGAGGAGCUUAGCAAAGUGCAGCCCAAACCGUGAGCCUUUUCUCCCUAAAAAUAACAGGGCCCCCGGGGUGCACCAGAGUGACACCCUGCUCUUCCUUCCCUGCACACAGGCGCUCGGGCCCUGCCUAGAGCCCCCCACGCCGGAGGCAUCUCAGGGCGCCGCCCCUUCCUGUGGUGACGGUCAUGGCGACACCCCCAAGGGAUAUUCUGGAAGCAGAGCAGGCCGGCUGGAAGGAGCGGGCCUCCCCCACCCUGGGGCCGGGGGGGCCGGCCUUAAGGCUAACGCGGAGUUUGUGCCCGUGGGGGCCUCCCCAAGUCCUGCCUGUGUGCCCGACACCGGUCCUGGCCGGAGGCCCCAGGACCCAGCCCCGAGCCCCCUGCGUCAACUCCAGCUCCUGGUGGCCAGAGCUGCCGGGAGGGAGGGGGACGCCCCAGCUGCUGACGCCCGGAGCCCUCAGUGCCCUGAGCCCUCAGACCUGGAAGGGGACAGCGUGCAAGGGGGGAACAUGGCCUGCAGCCCCACCCGGGGCGUCCCAGGGCGCGUACGCACGACGGCUGUCCUUGCUGUGGCCGGCGGCCAGCUGGGGCCCGAGGCUGACGGACAUCUGGACUCACACGGCCAGGCUGAGAAGCCACAGGGCCAAGGCGGAGCGAGCGGACUGCAGCCAGAUAACCCGGGGAGCCUGGUGGGGCCAGACAGCCUCUCCGCGGUCAGUGCCACUCCUGCAGCUGCCCCGGCCGGGCCGGCCAGGGGCUCAGACCAGCCAGGGGCACAGCUCCAGCGAAAUGGGGGUGUCUUGAGCCUUCGAAAAGAGGCCACCCCAGGCCUCACCUCCUCUGAUGCAGAGCCUUUGUCUGCAGCCCAGGCCCACAACGGGCAGGGGGCGCCAACCGCAGAGGAGGCGGCCAGCCCAGCGCCCCCAGUCAGGGGCCGGGCCAGCCGUGGGCCCCUGCCCCCUCCUGCAGCCACCCCGAUGCCCCCUGGGCCGGAGCACCUGUCCCAGGAAGACCCCCCUUCAGGUGAGCUGAGGGGGCUGCUCCCGGCACGUCCAUCCUGCAGGGACCCUCCCAGCCUGCGGCUCCCACCCACCCGUUCUCCUGCCGGGGCACCUCCCCAGAGGGCAGCCCGCACCCCGGCCACCACAGAUGCCGGGGCCGGGCGAGCACCCGCAGUGCCCCCGUCUUUGAGGACAAGCCCCUGUGGCUUCAAGGAAAGCCUGGCUCCCCAGCCCCUCCCGGAGGACCAGAGUCCCCUGGAAGACCCUCCCUUGGGCCAGCCUGGCUUCAUCAACGUCUUCACUCCUGCCCAGGGGGACGGCUGCCCCCAGGGCAGCACCUCAGAACCUCUAGAGGAUUCCAGAAAAGAGAAGCCAAGGACAUCUCCUGUCUCGGCCGCCCCUCCUCCCCCAGUGAGGGCCACCUCGGCUCCUGGCCUCCCUGCCCCAGAUGGCACGGGGCCAGUCGGCUGCCCAGACCGCCCCUGCAGGCGAACUGCACCCCACACCAGCCCUAGUGGGAUGCCCACGGAACCCCCGUCCUUGGACCCCCCAGGUGACCGGGAAGGCCAGGUUGUCACCGCUUUGCCCGCUGACCCUCCCACAUGGGGGGCCACUGGGCCAGAUUCCUACGGCUGCCAGGAAGGCGAGGUGGUGGCCAGCCACUCUGCUGGGACGAAGGAGUCUCGUGCGGGUAGCCGAGGCCCCCCAGCUCCCUGCCCCCCCACAGAGCUCCAUCAGGGCAGAGUCCCCUCCCCCGGCCGCACACCCAGUGAGUCCAGACCCAGCUCCCCCCAGAGCCUCGGAAACGUUCACCACGCACCCCGGAGGGACCCCCUCAGCCCCCAGGGCACCAGACAGGAGCCUCGUGCCUUUAAAAAGAAGCCCAUGUCCACAGAAAAUGGCCACUGGAAAGACCGAGCCCCCGGCAAGCGGCCCGUGACCUGUGAAGUGUGUGCAGCCUCCUUCCGCUCCCGGCCGGGCCUGAGCCGCCACAGAGCCAGGAAGCACGGGCCGCACAGAAGUGUGGCCUCCCCACCAAGCCCCGUGGCCCCGCCCGCUCCCCAGCCCCCUGCGAGCCAGCCCCCCGGGAAGAAAAGCCGCAGGGCACCUGGGAAGGAGAAAGUGAGGCAGGCACUGAGCUGCCCCGGCCACACUCUCGGGCUGCCUCCUGACCCGGGCGCAGAGGCUCCUGCGGAGAGGUCGGGUCCCCAGAUGUCCGAGGGACCUGGUGGGGAGGGGUUCGGCGCUCUGGGAACACCAGGCUGUACCCCUAGCCCGGAACCACCCCCCCCAGGCCUGGACGUGGCCGUGACGCCUGCAGAGCCCAGGAAACAAGACCGGCUGGUAAAGGAUGAGCCUUGUCCCCAACAGACAGAGAAAGGCGGAGGCCAGAGGCGGGGCAGAGCGCCCACAAACGUCCCCAACAAGCCAGAGAAGAAAUCACAGGAAAAGGCGAGGAAACCCAGAGCAAGAAGGGGGAGUGGUCCUCUGGUCCCUCCUGGUGCCAUUACAGACGGAUUCCGCGGGGAUCCACCCGCGGCCGUCGCCAGUUCCCCGGUGCCUCCGGGCAGCCAAGCACCUGACGCAGAUGGCUCCUGGCCGCAGGUGACGGCGGGCAUGGAGGGCACAGACCCAGAGGAGCCAGCACAGAAGUCACCCCGGGAUCGCAUGGCCUGUCCGGGGGCGCUGGAGGGGGUGCCUCCUCGGAACGGGCAGGGGAGACGGAGGGCAGCCUUGGCGAGGGGGCGGGAGACCAGGACAUCAGACGUCUCCGAAGAGCCGUCGGGGGCAGCCAGGUCUGAGCCUGCAGGGGACGGCAGAGCAGCUGAGGGCGGGUCAGGGCAAGGUGUCUGGGAGAGGCGUGAGCCCCUCUGGCGCCCCCCAGCCUGUACCCCUGCCGACGGCACCAGCAGCAGCUGCCCCCAGAGCCCCCUGCUCGACCCAAAAGCGGAGGCCAGGCUCCAGGAGUGCGAGGGCGCUCCUGGAGCCCCCAGCCCGGGCCUCGGGGACCCUCUGAGUGUGUUUGAUGAUGACGCCUCCUUUUCUCAGCUCUUCCCUCUGGGCGGCCGCCUGACCCGGAAGAAGAACCCGCGAGUCUACGGGAAGCGCUGUAAACAGCCCAAGGCCCCGCCAGCGCCAGAGCCCGGCGGUGAGGCGGGGGGCGGCCCGCUCGCCUCCGCCCAGCUGCCCACAGACCUCAGUGACUCGGGCUCGCUCUGCCUGUCCCACGAGGACCCGUGGGGCGACGAGACCACCGGUCUGCCGGAGUCCUUCCUCCUGGAGGGCUUCCUGAGCAAGAUGCCUGGCAUCGACCCCUGGGCCCCCAGCCCCGGCCUGUGGGCCCCAGACCCCGGCCCGGAGGUGGACUGUGUGGAGGGCGUGCCCCUCGGCUGCACUGAGGACCACCCGGCAGACAACAUCCCCGAGCUGCACAUGGUCCCAGCGGCCUGGCGAGACCUGGAGCUGCGGGCCGCCACCGAAGAGAUGGCCUCCUCUCUGGGGGGCGAGAGCCCAGAGCCCCCCGACCUGGAGCGAGAGCACUACGACAGCGGGCUUCCCGGGAACGCCGUGGAUCUUGGGCUGCUCGGCGCCAAACUGGAGGUGCGAGACCUGCGCUUCCUGGGGCCCUGCGGAGACCCCGAGGGCGUCCCCGGCACCGGCUUCCUGGGCUCCGGGGCCUCAGUGAGCCAAAGGGCAGAGGAUGCCGCGGGCGCCGGAGGGGCGCCAGGCAGGGCGCGGCCCAAGGCCGGGAGGGCGUCGUACAAGUGCAGGGUGUGCUUCCAGCGCUUCGGCGGCCUGGGCGAGCUGGACCUGCACCGGCUGGCGCACAGCCCCGCGCCGCCGCCCACCUGCUACAUGUGCGUGGAGCGCAGGUUCCGCUCGCGGGACCUGCUGCGCCAGCACCUGCGGGAGAAGCACGCGCAGAGCCAGGCGGGGCGCUGGGCCUGCGGCAUGUGCCUCCGGGAGGCCGCCGACGUCUGGAUGCACAACGAGCACCUGCGGGAGCACGCGCUGCGCUUCGCCCGCAAGGGGCGGGCGCGGCGGCCGCUGGGGGGCCGGGAGGGCGACGGCAGCGCCGCGGCGCAGGCGUCCGGGCCCAGGGCGGGCAAGCGCCCCGUGGGCGGGGCGGAGGGGGCGCAGGCCGGGGCCGGGGAGGCGUUCCGGGAGGAGAGGGUGAACCCCACGGCUCCCGCCACCCCGGCACACCAAGACGGCCCCGCGGCCCCGGCUGUGGCGGACCGCAGCCCUCCGAGCGCCUCCGCCAAGACGCCCCCCAGCCUGCCCCCGGCCCCCCGCGCCCACGGCGAGCCCCUCCUCCGCGCCGUGUCUGUGCGCAUGCACGAGGGCUGCAAAGACCCCUCCCGCGACUGCCACCACUGCGGGAAGCGCUUCCCCAAGCCCUUCAAGCUGCAGCGCCACCUGGCGGUGCACAGCCCUCAGCGCGUCUACCUGUGCCCGCAGUGCCCGCGCGUCUACGCCGAGCCGCGCGAGCUGCGCGCGCACCGGGCCGGGGCGCACGGCGCGAGCGCGGAGCUGGAGCCGCCGCACACGCCGCUCUACGCCUGCGAGCUGUGUGCCGACGUCACGCACAUCAGCCGGCGCUCCUUCGUGUGCAGCGCCUGCAACUACACCUUCGCCAAGAAGGAGCAGUUCGACCGGCACAUGGACAAGCACCUGCGGAAGGCGCGGCAGCCGUUCACGUUCCGCGGCGUGCGGAGGCCCGGCGCCCCCACGCAGAGGGCGCCGGCCCGCGAGGGCGCCCUGCCCAGCAAGCGGCGCAAGGUGGCCCCGCCCGGCAGCCCCCCGGGGCCCGGCGCCCCCGCCCCCGCCGGCGAGGGGUCGCUCCCAGCCCUGCCGCAGCCCUGCCCGGAGGCGGCUCCCGGCGCCCCCAAGGGGCAGCCCAGGACCCCCGAGCGGCCUGCAGACCCUGCGGGCCGCCCGGCCUCCGGGGGCGACCUGCCCUCUGACGUCCCGGCGCUCCUGCCCCCGGCUCUGUCUCCUUUCCCCGCGGCCUCGGCUGAUGGCAGAGACGGCCACAAGCUGGAUGGGGCCCUAGAGAGCUCGCAGAGGGAGGCCUCUCCAGGCGGCCCCCGGCCUCGCCUGCAGCAGGCUCUCCCUCUGGGGGGCUCGUUGCCCCGGCCGGGGGCCAGAGGCCAAGACGGAGAGAAAAAGAGGGCCGCUGGCCCGUUCUCAGGGAGAGGCAGGACCCCAGGCGCCCCCGGCAAACGUGCCCCUGACCGUGGCCUGGAAGCCCCCUCCCUGCUCCGGAAGGAGAAGCAGGUGUCCGCGGGGCCCCCGCUGCCUGAGGGCGGUGCAGGGAGCCCCUCCCACAAAGGCAGUGCCGCCAAGGCUUUGGGCUGCCGGAGUUUGUCGAAGGACAGGUCAGCCGUGCCCGCUCCCAGCAAAGCCCCCAGGUUCCCGGUGCAGCUGAAGAAGGCUGUGGCCAGUCCGACAGCCCGAGAGCUAGCCCAUGGCACCGAGGACAGGCCGAAACCCAUCACCCUCAAGGCCAAGCUGAGCCCCAGCUCCCAGGGCGGGGGGGGCCCCCGGCACAGCACCAAGACAUCCGGCGGCAGCCAGCCCCAGCCGGCCAGCGGGCAGCUCCAGAGUGAGACAGCCACCACCCCAGCCAAGCCCAACUGCCCGGGCCAGGGCCCCGCCCCAGACAAGCAUCGUCCUCGAGCCCCAGCCAAGGGCUCUCCCAAGGGGCCAAGGGAAGCCGGUGACCAGGGGCCCCGGGGGAGCUUGGGCCCCAGGGAAGAUGGGGAGGUCAGUGAAAAGAGGAGGAAGGGCCGGGCCCCAGGGCCAGCCAGGAGUGAAAGUGUGAGAAGCCUGGGGAGAGCCCACUCGGUCCCUGACAAGCCCCCCCGGGCCCCCCGGAAGCAGGCGACGCCCAGCCGCGUGCUCCCCACCAAGGCCAGGCCCAGUAGCCAGAAGGGCACGAUGCCACCCCAGCCCUCGGAGCAGCAGCGGCAGGCGGGGCCGGGCCACACCCCCGGGGACUGCAGGCGCCCCAAGGAGGGGCAGGGCAAGGCCUGCCCCCAGGGGAGACCCCUGCACAGAACCCCCAAGAGGGACAGAGCUGUCCACGGUGCUGAACCUGCCAAGCCCCGAGCCUGCUGGACCGCCGAGUCCCAGAAUGACCUCCUCAGCCAGCUCUUUGGGCAGAGAGUCACCAGCUUCAAGAUCCCUCUAAAGAAAGACCCUUCAGAGUAAUUUAUAGACACGAGUGAGUACCUGGCAGCAGGGCUUGGAUCAACCCAGCAAGUGGGGGCUCCCGUCUAUGCUGACAGGCCCCAGUUCUCUAAGGGUGUUGGGUGGGUGGCCACGUGCUAAUCCAGCUGCCUCAUGCAAAUGCCGAGUUUGGUAUUAGGGCUGAGACUGUGAUGCUCUGAGCGGGGCCUGGGGUGGACAGCAAUCCCUCUCUAGGUGGAAGGUGAGCGUGAGGGCCAGGCCAGCUGCAGCCCCUUCGAGACCAUACGGCGCUUUUCUCAGUACCAAGAACUUGAAGAGGAGGCGGCGCCCUGCCCUGCGUGCCCCACUGCCGAGGCUCAGCACGCCACAGACACUCCGUCUGCAGGCUUGCACGGGGUCCUCCCGCGUGUCACCUAGCAGGGGAGGGAGCUGAGGCAGCCUCCGGUCAGGUGGCCCCCCUUACUCUUGCUGCUGUUGCUGGAAUUGCUUAGAAGCCACAUUUCAGGGCUGGGCUCUCGCCGCUGGAAGAGCUGCGAGCCAGUGGGCCGCUCUGACCACAGAGAGGUGCUGGCCACUGUCUGCAGUGCACCUCGGCCCCUGGGGACUGGGUUCCCAUCUGGAAGGCGGAGAAAGGCACUCACCAGCCAGCUCCCGCUGGCUCUCCCUCCCCAGGUGCCCUGCCUCUGCGGCUGCCCUUUCUAGAGCCUUCCUCCCACAAGGAGCUCUCCGCUGCAAGUAUCAGCAAUUUUACUCUGAAUUUCUGGUGCUAUUUCAUGUCGUAAUGUGAAUUCAGGCUUCCUUGGUGUGUCUCACCUGGGGGGAUGGGCGGGGAGACGGGCGCUGCACCAAGGCCCACCAGCACCAGCGGCCCUGGCAAGUCUUCCACUGGCUCCCUGGCCCCACGGGCACGGUCAGAGGAGCGGCCCGGUGGGACGCUCAGGGCCGCCCGGGCAGGGAGGCGACUCGUGCACUGACAGGACCCGGGGGUCGGCGCGCAUGUCCUGUUUAUGGAAUUGUGUCUUCAAGGGGGGCAGGCGGGCAAGAGGGGCUCCCUUGGGCUUCUCUGAGGUUCAUGGCUUGUGUUGGUCUGGUUUUCCUUUUUUACCUUGGGUGCAAUGUGUGUCAAAGUGUUUAUUUUGAUAUUUUGAAAGAGACCAAACUGGGCCCAGAUUGCCUUUCUAAAAGGUGCUGUGUGCCACUCAGAAUGCCUUCAGUGCUGACGAAUAA
Hyaena hyaena (striped hyena) is the source of this 12342-nucleotide messenger RNA. It is a transcript of the gene ZNF469, whose product is annotated as zinc finger protein 469. The record is from RefSeq and is a predicted model, not a curated record. The transcript has a single exon. The coding region runs from base 1 to 11136 and encodes 3711 amino acids. NCBI's taxonomy places the organism in Eukaryota, Metazoa, Chordata, Mammalia, Carnivora, Hyaenidae.